Molecule: messenger RNA, 1599 nt
Organism: Morone saxatilis (striped sea-bass)
Lineage: Eukaryota; Metazoa; Chordata; Actinopteri; Moronidae
Gene: ppp1r3da
Product: protein phosphatase 1, regulatory subunit 3Da
Biological process (GO): regulation of glycogen biosynthetic process
Cellular component (GO): protein phosphatase type 1 complex
Molecular function (GO): protein phosphatase 1 binding; glycogen binding
Source: RefSeq, a predicted model, not a curated record
GUUGUGUGCUUGCGGCCAGUAGCGGACACUUCAUGACGCACGGAAACGCGCAGCUCCAAUAAAUACUUCUUUAAAUGGAGGAUCAAGCUUAGGCUACGUCCUGCAGCUUAGAUGUAACUUACGCUUCGUAUCUUUAUAUGGUGAGCAGGACACCAGAUCUCACAGGACAUGGAUAGAGGGUGGUUUAUUGGACAGGAGAGGAUCUCCUCUACUAAAUCUGAAGAGCAGAGCUCUUGCAGCAGCGUCUCAAGGCCAUGCAUGACUAUCAACCUGACGGAAAUGCUCCGAGCUGACAGACCUAAUGCAGUAAAGAAGCCGAUUCCAAUCCGGCCCCCAAGCCCCAGAGUCUCUCUGCCAAGGGCACAAGAGUUACACCGCAGCCUCUCCUGCGAACCCACGCCUAAACCUAUCAUCCGUCAACGGUCACACUCUUUGCCCUCCGCCACGGAGAAGAAGAAGCAAUGCAGAGCUGUUGGUGUGCGGUUUGUUGACUCUCUGGGGGUUGAUCUGGAAGACAUCAGGCUUUUCAAAUCUGGAGAGGAUCCAUUUGUACCACAACAUGUUACCUUUAGAUUGUUGAUGGGUGCAGAGUUGGCAGAUGGAAGGCAUCUGGAGAUAUCCCUGCCAUACCUGAAGCCGGUUUUUGCCCAACAUCCCGGUGACCAGCCAGGAUUCCUGCAUCGUCUCCACAAGCAGAAAGUGUGUCUGGAGAGAGUCUUGUGUUUUGAACUGGGUGUCAUCGGAAUCACCCAGGUCCUCAAUUUGGACUUUGAGAAAGAUGUGACAGCUCGCUAUUCAUUUACAGAGUGGAAGAGCUGCACAGAAACUAAAGCCUCUUGGGUGUCCACCAUCACCAAGACCUGGGAAGGAGGAGGGGGACAGCACAGUUAUGAUACGUUUCGUUUCCACCUGCCUGUUCCUCCAUUCCUUCAGCCUGGAGCAGUCUUACAGUUUGCCAUCCAGUACAAAGUCUGUGGUGCUGAAUACUGGGACAACAAUGAUGGAGAGAAUUAUAAGUUAGUUUGCCAUAACUACAAGCUCACUGUGCCCAAAGAAUGCGAGGAUAGCAUGGUGCACUUUAUUUAGUAUGCUGAGUACAGGUAGAAGAAUCUAUUUAGAGCACCUUGUCAGCAAGACCUAUUGAAAAUGCAUAACUGCAUUGUAACAUGUAAUGUUCAUUUUGUUAGACAAGUGCUAACACAUGAUUCCUUUCUGUUCAAGAUUAAUUGUGAACUCUGGACAGACUUCUGCCACUGUUUUUCUUUUUUUAAAUUGCACUAUAUGAUUUUCCCAGAUAUUAAAAAAAAUGCACUUUAUUGUGGAAACAUCCACUGAGCAUCACGUAAAUGUUCAGUGGUACAUGAAGGCACUUCACUGAACAAUGUUUUCUUUCAGCUGGGUAUUUGACAUAGACAAUAGUUUUAUACACUGCAGGAUGUUGGUCUGCUGAACCAUUUGCUCUGUAUUCAGAGUUUAUUUUUGAGUCAAUAGUUUUUAAACCAAAUAUCCAAACCAUGCAAUAGAUACAAUUUGAAUAUCUUUUAAUGAAUCAGAAAUACCUGCUUAUUUUUUUUAACAAUAAAGCACAAUUGCACAUAA